Molecule: messenger RNA, 2589 nt
Organism: Monopterus albus (swamp eel)
Lineage: Eukaryota; Metazoa; Chordata; Actinopteri; Synbranchiformes; Synbranchidae
Gene: ruvbl2
Product: RuvB-like AAA ATPase 2
Exons: 14
Coding region: 91-1470 (459 amino acids)
Molecular function (GO): ATP hydrolysis activity; ATP binding; ATP-dependent activity, acting on DNA
Source: RefSeq, a predicted model, not a curated record
AUAACAGUAGUUACAGAAGACAGAAACCUAUGAAUGGGGCUAGCUAGUUCCCUAACAUGACCACACGUACCGCUGGAGAGAAGAUAGCAGAUGGCGACUACAAAGGUACCAGAGGUUCGUGACAUCACACGGAUUGAAAGGAUUGGUGCACAUUCUCACAUCCGUGGCCUGGGUUUGGACGAUGCUUUGGAGCCAAGACAGGUGUCUCAGGGGAUGGUAGGGCAGCUGGCCUCCCGUCGGGCAGCAGGGGUCAUUUUGGAGAUGAUCAAAGAUGGCCACAUCGCUGGCAGAGCAGUGCUGAUCGCUGGCCAACCUGGUACAGGAAAGACUGCCAUUGCUAUGGGCAUUGCCCAGUCUCUUGGCCCUGAUACACCCUUCACAGCAUUGGCUGGUAGUGAGAUCUUCUCCCUGGAGAUGAGCAAGACUGAGGCACUCAGCCAGGCUUUUAGGAAAGCCAUUGGGGUGCGGAUCAAAGAAGAAACAGAGAUUAUUGAAGGAGAAGUGGUGGAAAUCCAGAUUGAUAGACCAGCUACUGGAACGGGUGCUAAGGUAGGCAAGCUGACUCUAAAGACUACUGAGAUGGAGACAAUAUAUGAUUUGGGCAAUAAGAUGAUUGACAGUCUCAGCAAAGAGAAGGUUCAAGCAGGAGAUAUUAUUACGAUUGACAAAGCCACUGGAAAGAUCAGUAAGCUGGGCCGCUCCUUCACCAGAGCCAGAGACUAUGACGCCAUGGGAGCUCAGACACAGUUUGUACAGUGUCCAGAGGGAGAACUGCAGAAGAGGAAAGAGGUGGUCCACACAGUGUCCCUUCAUGAGAUUGACGUCAUCAACAGCCGUACACAAGGCUUCCUCGCUCUCUUCUCUGGAGACACCGGAGAGAUCAAGUCUGAAGUCCGUGAGCAGAUUAACGCUAAAGUCUGUGAGUGGAGGGAAGAGGGCAAGGCAGAGAUCAUUCCAGGGGUGUUAUUUAUUGAUGAGGUCCAUAUGCUGGACAUGGAGUGCUUUUCCUUCCUGAACCGUGCCCUGGAGAGUGACCUUUCCCCAGUCCUCAUUAUGGCCACCAACAGAGGCAUCACACGCAUUCGUGGCACAAACUACCAGAGUCCUCAUGGCAUCCCCAUCGACUUGCUCGAUCGCCUGCUCAUCAUUGCCACCUCCCCUUACACUGAAAAAGAGACGAGGCAGAUCAUCAAGAUCCGGUGUGAGGAGGAGGAUGUGGAGCUGAGCGAGGAAGCUCACACUGUCCUGACUCGCAUUGGCAUGGAGACGUCGCUGCGCUAUGCCAUCCAGCUGAUCAGCACUGCAGGACUGGUGUGUCGCAAACGCAAAGGGACAGAAGUUCAGGUGGAGGACAUUAAAAGGGUUUAUUCUCUGUUCCUGGAUGAGGCCAGAUCCUCUCAGUACAUGAAGGAGUAUCAGGAUUCCUUCCUCUUCAAUGAAACACAAGCACCUCCAAUGGACACCUCAUAAUGAAGAUGACUGCUUUGUUUCUUACUCUGAAGACUGUAUGUUGAUCGUUUCCUGCGGUUGGAGUCGAUUCAGAACUGGAUUUUCUUCAGAUUUACAUUUGGCAUUGAAUGACAUUGAACAGAUUUCAAAUAUAUGAUAUUCUGUACAUUUUUCUUCUCUGUUCAAUUUUAACAUUGAAUUCAUUAAUGAAAGUUCCCUUAAUUCCUUAUUUAGCACAGUUAUCUUAAAAUAUGUGUCCUUGUGGGAGGAAUAGUUAUUGCUUUACUGUUUUUUCUUGUUGACUUAUCUUUACAUGGUUUAUUUUUAAGAAAAUAAUUAAAUAGGCUUUUACAAGCACACACUUCUGUUUUCUUCUUUGUUUUCACUGAAUGAAAACAGACUUUGUUAGCUAGAAAAUGUUUAUUGGGACAUCAUACCACAAUGUUGAUUUGAUUUUACACCCCAAAGCAGACUAGUAUCAGUUUCUGUAUCAUAACACUGACUACAUUUAUUGUGUCCAGCAGAGACGUGUGAUCAUGUGGAAGAUGGUUAUUCUGUUGCUACCUCCAUUAAGUAAGCAAUUCCUCUCUGGGCUCAUUUAGUUUAGAUGUACCAGAAUGUAAUUUACAGUAAAUCUGUGUUACAGUUUUUAACGUAGUAUGUAAACAUGCAAAACAGACUUUAAAUGCAGUCUUGGUUGUAAAGGUCUGGCAGUGAGUGAGUUUAAGGAAACAGUUUAUAAAAUCUGAAAGAUGUGGUCAUUGAAUGUUUUUUGUUUUACAGCAUUUAAAUGAUAUCUAAACUUGAGUGUACUUUGACAGCUGUUGUGCUGUUCAUGUCAGCCAUUUUGAAAAGGGGAACUUUUUAGAGAGAGAUGUGGGUGAACAGUUGCAAAAAAAACUGUAACUGGACAUAAGUAUGUAAUGCUUUUGAAUUUGCUACCACAAGGUGGAGCCCAAAGGUCUCAGCAGUAGACACAAUUUCUACUUGCCUAAGACGCCUCCCCUCUCUUCCAAAUAAUCCGACUUUACCUGCUACACCGUGGUCGUUUUUUGAUGGGUCAACAAGCUCAACAUGUCAAAACGUCCCAAACUGUCUGGUGCCCAGGGGAGGAAAAAAAGAAAAGAAGAGGAGGAAAAA